This is a messenger RNA of Cyprinus carpio (common carp), 2308 nucleotides long. RefSeq names its product chromatin target of PRMT1 protein-like. The coding region runs from base 581 to 1357 and encodes 258 amino acids. Lineage: Eukaryota; Metazoa; Chordata; Actinopteri; Cypriniformes; Cyprinidae. The transcript is spliced from 6 exons. The record is from RefSeq and is a predicted model, not a curated record.
UAUCUGAUGUAGCAGGCACAGCGCUCCAUUUUCCGAGCUCGCGCAGCUGUUUGCACCAUUUUGUGAUGAAUGAGGGGAGGGGAGGUAGAUAGAGUUGCGAAUUAGAAGUAGAUUGGUGUUAUAUAGCCAGUUUUGUGGGAUACAGCUUAGUUUUUAAGUUUUUAGAUAUAUUUAGUAGAGGAUCUGUAGUUGUACAAUUUUGUGCGUCAAGUAGAGAAGUGUGGAGUGUGAUUUUGUCGAGUCAGUCAGCCGCGCUAAGCUAAGCUAACGUUACACAGCUAACAGAUCUGCCCAGACUCCGCUACAGAGAAAAGGAGAGAUCCCUGCAAGUCUGAAGAAACAUGAGCGCCCCUUCUUCUCAAAAAGUCGUGCUGAAAAGCACCACCAAGGUGUCCCUGAAUGAGCGGUGAGGCGCUACGCAUCCUGACAGCAUUAUCUCAAGGCCAGGGGGAAAAGCAUACAGAGAUAACUAAGGCGUCAAGCCUCAAGACGCGUGCACUAUGGAGGUCAUUGAGGGGGAGACAUCAGACCUGACGUGGACGCUAGACUGCCUGCACGGUGUGUGCGCCGCUUACCCAACAUGACAAUGAGUCGAUAUUUGAGACCUGACAGCGUGCCGUGUUUGGCGAGGCGUCUCUUGCGUAAGCGGCGCACACCCGGAGGUGAGAGGGUAAUGGUGAGCUUCACGAACAUGCUGAAGAACAAGCAGCCGACAGUGAGUAGCAUCCGGGCGACCAUGCAGCAGCAGCACAUGGCCAGUGCGAGGAACCGCCGGCUCGCGCAGCAGAUGGAGAACAGGCCCUCUGUGCAGGCCGCCCUGCAACACAAACAGAGCCUAAAACAGCGACUGGGGAAGAGCAACAUCCAGGCCAGGCUGGGUCGGCCCAUCGGCUCGCUGAUGCCGGGAGGCGGCAGAGGACGAGGUUUUCCUGGAGGAUUUCGUGGAGCUGGACGAGGACUGCGGGGAAGAGGGAGAGGAGCAGGCAUGAGAGGAGCCGGCAUGAGGGGAGCACUCUCUCUAAGAGGUGCAGGUCAGAUGAGAGGUAGGGGUGGUCCUGGACGUAUGGGUCUCCGUCGAGGCAUGCGCUAUCGCGGAGGAGCCGCAGGACGAGGUGCUCUGGGUGGCCGAGGAGCAGCACGUGGAGCACCUGGAGGAAGAGGCCGUGGGGGUCUGAGAGGUCGUGGAGGGUUUGCAGGAAGGGGUCGUGGACGCGGCAGAGGCCGAGUAGGUCGCCCCGUCGUCACACGAGAGCAGUUGGACAACCAGCUUGAUGCUUACAUGUCCAAGACCAAGGGCCAUCUGGACGCCGAGCUGGAUGCGUACAUGGCCCAGGCAGACCCUGAGAGCAUGGAGUAACCACAGCUGAGCUGAGAGAGAGACAGCAGCCCCCUGAAGAUCUGCAGAGAAUAGACUGAUUGACAAGAUACACGUCCAGUACCAUUAAAGCUGUUGCUCUUGGACACUCCCUGAGAAGACAUUUUAAACUUGAAGGUUGUACAAAGUUAUGUAUCAUCCCCGUUACCUUCAAAGAUUUGUGAGUCGCCACUCGCGUUUUCUAAACUGAACUCUGUACCAUCAUAAAAGCCUGACCACAGUUCUAAAACACAAGUCCUCAUAGAAAACGUUAUGGCAGUGACGUGAAGGAAAAAAAACUUUUCAAUUGAGCAGUAAUAACAGAGAUUGUGUUUAUUUUUUGGCUGAAAUUCAGAAAAUGGCCCAAUGUGUGAGGAACUGAGCUCUAACCAAGUACAUUUGAUCAUCUGGUGUUAAAAUGUGGUUUAUAUAGAUGAACAGAUGUUAAUCACCCUAAUGUUCUACAAAUGAAACUUACCUUUUAUUAUUGUAUUUUUAUUAUGUUUUAAAGUAGAACUUUUAUUCAGUAUACACAAUCUAGAUGAGUUGUUUUUUUGUUUUGUUUUUUUGUUUUUUGUCACAAAAUGUUUUAAGGAUAUUGUAACCCACAACUUAUUUUUUUUUCUCUUUUGGCUUCAAAUAAAUCUUGGCCAUAAGACUCAUGUGCUUCCUUAACGAUAUUAUCAACACUAACUUUCUAGACAUUUUUAAUAUAUUUUUUUUUCUUUCUUUCUUUUGUCUUGCAAACUUCAAAUGUUCAGUAUCUCCACAAGAGGGAGGUAUAAAGCUGUAUGUGUGGGGUAGGUUUUUUUUUUUAAACAAUUUAGAUGGGAAUAAUUAAAUGUUUCUGGGGUGUAUGAAUGUGUACAAUGAGAACUGCAGUAUUUGUACUUUGCUGGUCCUAGUGGCUAACUCUGUUCUAUUGUCUAUAAAUAUCACAGGAAUUAGAUUAAA